This is a messenger RNA of Paramecium pentaurelia, 357 nucleotides long. The record is from the annotation of a GenBank genome assembly. NCBI's taxonomy places the organism in Eukaryota, Ciliophora, Oligohymenophorea, Peniculida, Parameciidae.
AUGUAUAAGGAGAAUAAAUGUUCCCGUUUCAAAAAAUCAAAAAAGCAAAUUGACACUCUUAAUGACUUUUACUAAAAAUAAUAAAUAUGGGGAUAAAAUACAAUUAAAGAAAUAGCCAACGUAACCAAUUUACCAAAAGAAAAGAUAUAUAAAUGGUAUUGGGAUCAAAACAAAAAAUUCAAGUAGGAGAUUCCAACAGAUGUUAUAGAAGGAGAGAUCAUUGUUAAAUAAGAUCAUUUGACUUCAAACACCCAUGAAAUAUUAUAUUGUAAUGGACUCUAAAUAAAUUAAGAAGUGGAUGAAAAUUUAAAAAAUAAGCUAAUUAAAUUAGCUAGAGAUUUGAUUUUAAUCAAAUGA